Sus scrofa (pig) is the source of this 10300-nucleotide messenger RNA. The record is from RefSeq and is a predicted model, not a curated record. NCBI's taxonomy places the organism in Eukaryota, Metazoa, Chordata, Mammalia, Artiodactyla, Suidae.
AGGAGUGGCCCUAGAAAAGACCAAAAAAAAAAAAAAGAAAAAAAGAAAUGCAAGCAUUUUGAACUUGGAGGAGAUAAGAAGAGAAAGGGCCAAGUGAUCCAGUUCUAAGCUUUGAGAAUCUUUUUUUUAUCCUAUUUUUAAGAGGAAAGUCUUGAAGCCAUAGGGAAAAAAACGCCUGUAUGAGAAUAAAUACAGUGAUAUCCUUAAAAAAUAAAAAAACCAACUGCACUAGCAUUCAGCCUAAAGCAUCAGAGUUCAGCGGCCCUGCCAAAGAGAUGACUGAUAGGCACAAUAGGAGGGGAAUUAGGCCCUUGGUUUGCUGAAUGACUUGACAAAUUAGGAAGAGGAACCCUGUCUUCUAUCAGUUUGUUCUAUAAAGUAGGGUCUUACUAUCAAACAUACAAAAUUUUAAAAAAAGAACCAAAGAAAAUCCUUUCCUCUCAGAUUCUUCCUAUCUGAUAAAGAGACAAAGACUACAUAUCCUUCCUCUUAGAAUCAGAGUCAAGGCAGGCAACCCUGAUAGGCCAUUGAUGAUGUCAUCCUGGUCCCCACAUCUUAAGCGCUUGUCUGAUUGGCUGGGGCAGCAGGUUCCCCUUUCCGCUCUUCCUCCCACUCCCACACACUGCACAGAAGCUUUUUCCAGUGAGACUAGAUAAGCCGGUGAACAGCAAUAACUACUUCCUUUCAGGCACCCAGAUAUUACACACGUCCUGAAUAUAUAUAGUCAGAACUGCCAACACUUCAACCUAACACAGGUUAGCAGCCAACACAAGCUCAUGAAUUGAUUUCACAAUAAGGAAAUGGUGUUAGUUAUGAACAAACUGAUGUUUAUACAGCUAGACAAACAGUUGUGGCAUAAAGUUGGGUGAGGGGGUCUACUUAUUUGAUGUAUUUGAAAGCCAUCCAUUGUGUUAGGUUUUAUUUAUUUAUUACAAGGACCUAGCUCCUAAUAGACUCUACCGAGUAGAUUCUUUUAAUUUUAAUUCCAAGUAAGGAGACACUUUGGCAUCACAAUGGUGGGCAGAGCCCUGCACUGAGGAGCCAGAAGAUCUGGUUUCAAGCUCCAGCUCUGCCAUUAAUUGUGUUUGUGGACAAAUCGCCGAACCAUUCCAUUUUCGAACAUUCCGGAUGUUUAUGCUUUGUUCAAAAUUCAUAAUCACAGGCUGUACCACUACCCUCUCAACCGCUUUGCAUAUUCAUGGUCAGGAGAGUAGAGGAUAAUAGGUGUAAUGAGGGGCCAAAGAUAUUGUCUUUAUGCAGGAAGGGUGGCACCAUCAUUCACCAACCACUUUGCCACCUAUCACUGAAAUAUUUCCCUUUUAGUUUCCAGAAAGAAACUAAUCUUGCAGGAAAAAAUUCUUAGCAAACGUAGCCUGGGUAACUAUCUGUUCUUCCUUUCCCACACAUCUCCUCUUCUCCAUUCCCCCAUCACCUGCCUAUUUCAGGUGCCCUGAGCCGCCACAUGGACUAGUGCAACAGGUUCCUAACUGGUCCUAUCACCCCAGUCUUCCUCCUCCCUAGUCAUCCUCCCCUGCUAUCAGGUGACAACAAUUCCUGUUGAAUCGCUUUAAUCAUGGCACUCCCCCCAUAAAAUAUCCCCCCCACCCCCUGCAGCUACCCUUGCAUGCUAAGUGAAGUCUAAAAUCCUUCACCUGGCCCUCCAAGAUCACAUUCCGAGCUGCUAUUCUGGCUGUAGCUCCCAUUUACAGCCGGAGCCACACCUUAUGCUCCAGUCACGCUGCAUGCCUUCCCACCUCUGUGCCUUUGCUCGUGGCAUUGCCUGCCAUAUUUUUCUCCCCAUCUUUGCCAGAAAACUCCUACUCAUUCACCCAAGACCAAUCGGAUGAUUUUUCUCCCCUGUGACAUCUUCAAGAACCUCCUCCUCCCUCCUCCGGAGAAGCAUGAAUUUCUACAGCACUUUAUCUUUGACAAUCGCAUGCUACAGACACACCAGUCAUAUUCUAUUGCUCUGUAAGCUCUGGGGCACAGGGACCAUGCCCCUUGCCUUGUCCCCAGCAUCAUGCACACAGUGGGCAUUUAAUGAAUACAAAGAGAAAGGGCAUGGGAACUGGGGUCAGAAGGCCAGGUGGGUGUCCGCUCUGUCCCUGAUGUGUGAUGUGGCCAAUCAGAGCCCAACUCUGCAUCCGUAAAAUGGGCAUAAUACUUCCUGCACUGUGGACAGGAGUUGUAAAAAUCCAACGAUGCACACACACACACACACAAUGGUAACUAAGUAGAGGUGAUAUGUUAAUUAGCUUGAUUUGGGUGAUCAUUUCACGUGUAUACAUAUAUCAACACAUUUUAGGUUGUACACCUUAAACAUGUACCAUUUUCUUUUUGGCUGCAGCGUGCAGCGGCUUGGUGUGACACCUCAGUUCCCAGACCCGGGACUGAACCUGGGCCACAGCGGUGAGAGUGGGGAGUUUUAACCACUAGACCACCAGGGAACUCCCAAACAUGUACAGUUUUUAUAUGUCGAUGAUAACUCAAUAAAGCUGUGAAAAAUCCAGUGAUAUGCAGUCAGCCCUCCACAUCUGUAGGUUCCACAACCGUGGAUUGAAAAUACUCAGAAAAAAAAUUCGAGAAAGUUCCAAAAAGCAAAACUUGAAUUUGCUGCAGUCAACCAUGAUUUACAUAAUAUUUACAUUACAUUUACAAUUCUUUGCAUAAUAUUUACAUUGUAACUAGGUACUAUAUAUAAGGAAUCCAGAGCUGAUUUAAAGUAUACAGGAGGAUGUUCACAGGUUAUAUGCAAAUACCUACUGCAUUUGAUCUGACAGACGUGAACAUUUGGGGAUUCCGGUGUUGGUGGGGGGAGGGGCGGUGUCCUGGAACCAAGUCUCCCCACCCCCUGCCCCCCCAUACCGAGGGAUGACUGUAUAUAUUCUAGAAGGUUAGCAGCAAAGCCACAGUACUUGAACCAGCCUUUGAAGUCCUGCCUCCCUCCCCUUGGCACACAUUCCAAAGAAAGAUUUCCAACCUACUCGGUGGAAAAUAGAGUAAGUGGGGGAAAAUUAAGUCGUUAAAACUCAGAGAACUGUUUACAGACUGCAGGCCAGAUGUUGCUGAGGGCAAGGGGGCUGAGCAGGAACGUGAGCCUUGAUAGAAAUGCCUCAGGAUCUCAGUACCCUCCCUUCCCCAAGAAGAGCAGGCAACUCUAUUCCCAGGCAGAGGUGAAGGCAGGCCUGGAGGACUCAGAGAUAAGGAAGAUUCCAUCGGGCUGGUCAGCUGCCAGGUGAGAUAUCCAGCUCUGGCCUCCCAGAGCCAAAGGCAAAAGCCUUUGACGCUUAGCUUCCCAGGCCAUUGCACCUGGUCAAGACGGUGGGCUGUUUCUCUGAGCUCAGGCCAUUCUUUGGGGUUGGCACGGUGCCCACCGGAUGAGGAACACAGAAACAUCUCAACCUGAAAGUCCAUCACUACCACCUCAUUCUUUAAGGCUUUGUUUCCAGUUAAAAAUGCAAAUAUCUCUGAGGUCUGAGGAAGCUUUAAGACUCAUCCAGGGAGUUCCUGUCGUGGCUCAGGGGUAACGAACCCCACUGGUGUCCAUGAGGACGUGGGUUCCAUCCCUGGCCUCGCUCAGUGGGUCAAGGAUCCGGUGUUGCCUGGAGUGGCGGUGUAGGUCGGCCGUGGCUCGGAUCCAACAUUGCUGUGGCUGUGGUGUAGUCCCGUAGCUCCAGUUCCAGGAGCCCUAGCCUGGGAACUUACAUAUGCCGUGAGGGUAGCCCUAAAAAAGGAAAAAACCAAAACAACAACAAAAACACAAACUCAUCCAGUUGUGUUACAUCUUUAGAUGUUUUCCUAAGAGGCAGCUGUUGCGGGAGAAGGUGUUAAAAGCCCAAAGAAGGAGGCCAGCGGGCAGCGAGGGAUGGGUUGUCUGCAGUUUGGGGAGGGGAAGCUGCAGCCUCUGUUGGACCCUAAAGGCAAGCUUCUUGGGAGGAGAGCAGGACUCCGUGGCUUUUUUGUCGCCAUGGAUUGGGCUCUCUGCCCCUUAUACUAAGUACGUUCUUCUGGGGGCUUUGGUCACACAGAAUUCCAUACACGCACCUUCAGAAGGGUCACUCUCCUGAGCCAGCCAAGGCAACAUGUCCAAAUGGGUGGACUGUGGGAUGGAUUAGGAGCUAACCAUCCGGAGAUCUCCUCACUCCUUCCCCCCCAAUCUCCAUGGGCCCCUUUCCACCUCCUCGCCCCUCCCACCCAGUCGGCCUCUCUGGGCCAGAGCUGCGCCCUCACCAAACCGCUCCUGGCGGGGCAGGAACCGCAAGAGAAGGGUGUUCAGUGAGCCACAGGCAAGAAGAGCCAUUUUAGUCUUCACAGCUGGGGGCCCGGAGACAUCUGUUCCAUGGUCAGGAUGCUAUGACACCGUGGUCCACCCUGAAGAGUUCACAAGAAUUGUGGCUUCUCCAGUGUUUCUUCGCUUGAUCACAUUCUCACCAGAAGUUGAGAAAACUGAGAGGCACAGUCUGUGGAAACUGCACCCUCUAAAACACACUCAACAAAUGUAAGCUAUUGUCUUAAUUCUCCUGAUAGUGUCUGUUCCUCUGACCGUCGGACCUGGGUCCGGCCAAUGCUAGCCCCGGGCAAGAUCCCAGGCUGUGUUUUGCUCCACUUCUGGCAAAAUCUUCCCUUUCGCCCUCGAAGGUUUCCUGCGGAUACCAUGACGGUCACGGUGGUGUAUGAUAACUCCGAGGCCACCGAGCUCUGUGCGGCUCAGCACCUCUACCUCAAGCCCAUAGCAAAGCUGAUGAUCAGCGUCCUGCUCCCGGAGAGCACGGAACCCGUGAGGCCCUUCUCCAACUGGGAGGUCCUUGACCAGCUGAAGAGCCUGAUUUGCCCCGACCAGUUCACCACCGUCCGGCUCUCCAAGAGCACCAAGGACUUCAUCCGCUUUGAGGGGGAGGCCGAAACGCGAAGUUUGGUUCAGAUCCUGAAGGCCAAGUUACACGGGAAGCUCAUCAAGCUAAACGGGCUGAAAACAGACCUGAGAGUCGUGGCCACAGAUGCCCAGGGAGAGUGGGAACACUUCCCCAAGGAAAGGGGGGCCCCGUCGGCUGAUGGGCCCGAGGAGCAGGACCAGGAUAAGAGCCCGGAUUCUAUAUACUUUGAAGGCCUACCCUGCAAGUGGUUUGCACCUAAAGGUUCCAGCGGGGAGAAGCCAUGCGAGGAGAUCCUUCGGGUGGUCUUUGAAAGUUUUGGGAAGAUCAAGAAUGUGGACAUUCCGAUGCUCGACCCCUACCGAGAAGUCAUGACCGGUGGGAGCUUUGGGGGGCUCAGCUUCGGCUUGCAGACGUUCGAGGCCUUUAUACAGUACCAGGAGUCCACGGACUUCGUAAAGGCCAUGGAGUCCCUGCGAGGGAUGAAGCUGAUGCUUAAAGGGGAUGAUGGGAAGGCUCUGGCGUGUAACAUCAAGGUUAUGUUCGAUACAACCAAACACUUCAGCGAAGGCGCUAUAAGGAGGCGGAAUCAAGAAAGGCUGAAAUUACAGGAGCUGGAGGAAGAAAGGAAAAAAGAAAAGAAGAGAGAAGAGGAAGAGGCUGAAAGAAAAAGAAGAGAGGAGGAGAGGAAAGCCCAGGAAAAGAGGAAAAAGGCCAGGGUCAGGAGGCGUGCCCUGAAGGAGAGACACCGGCAAAGGAAACAGAAGGACCCCACCAGAGGCGAGGCACCUCUGGAGGCCGCCGCCCCGGCGGAGCACUGGGAGGAGACGAAGGACCUGCUGGCUUGGAGGCGGGUGGAGGCCCUCCGGCUGCUGCGGGCGCUCCUGAGGAAGAUUGCAGCGGCGCUCUGUCCGGGUUCUCCGGUUUGGGAGCCCAUGUGGUUUCAUCCACAGGUGGUAGAUAUUGCAGGCUCCGGAGCUGACCGUGCUGCAGGGACCACAUCGGGAGGUGCGACGAAAGAAGAGUUAAACACACAGUAUCUUCAAAACCAGGAGGAGGUGCCAGGAUACCAGGUUUCCAAGUCCGACACCAAACGAAGACAAAAAAUGAAGAAAAGAGGAAGGGCUCACCAGCGUAAAUCUUCCCCCCAUCAUAGGGGGAAAAAGUUAAGAUAUUCAGCUAGAAAAGAGAGACCUGGAAAGUUAUUAUCCAAUGACCACAACCACAGUUUGGUCCCCGACCCGAAGGCCUCACCAAUUGCAAUGAUUCAGGGUCCGUCUCUUGAGAAAGAAGACCCCCAUGGUUCUGAUAAGUCCUGUUCUCCCGGAUUAUCCGAGAGAGACCGUGGCAGGAAACAGAAGAUCUAUGAAACCGACGAAUUUAUUGAUUAUCUUCUAAACUAUUACCAAACUCCAAAAUAUGCCCGUAUCUGCCUAGAGCCCCGUCACACAACAAGCACGUGUCAGUGGCAGAGGGCUGUCCGUGUUAAAGGAAAUGGCUUUCAAAUCAGUCUGAGAAAACGGAAGUGUCCCUCAACCAGUGUGAGCCAAAGGCAAAGCCUGGGCAGCAGCGAACAGGUGCAAGAAGAUGAUCCCUGGCCAAAGACGUGGCUUCCAGAUCCUGGGCAGAGACCCCAAGAGAGAGGGCACGUGGAUUACGCUGCGGAACGGACUCAGGACUUUCAGUAUCUCUGCAAGGACAUGGCCAGGGAAGCUGGUGAUCAGCUGUCCCCACCAGACGGAAGGAGCCAUCUGUUGGAAAAGACGCACGCUCACCAGGUCAGAGACUCCAGAUCCCCAAGUCCGAGCCAGGUUUCUUCGCCCAGCAGGUCGGCAGACUUCGAUUUGGUGCUGACAGAUUUCUUAGAGGAAAUCAGCAGUGAUUCUGAAUGCUUCAGCGAAAUCCUUAGCGAAAACCAAGAGGAGAAGGAGAAGUCUGUGGCCACGGAGGAUAGCUCCCCGGAGCAGGGGUCGCUUGAUGCAGAUGAAGGCACCCCUUGUGAUCCAGAAAUGAGGUCAAGUCCGCAGCCCUUGUACGCACAGUGGAAAGAUGAUGGGGAGAAAAGACACUCUCCGUACAAGCUCAGGAAACCGGGCAAGAGGUCUCAGUAUGAACCGAGAUGUUCAUGGCUUGAGGAUGAAAACGAGUCCAUGACCGAUGAGAAGGGCAACAGCAGAAAGAGGGGAGUACCAGCCCCCAGGUACUUGUUUGAUAAAGGCUACUGCCACGAAUCCCGUCCCGGCGCACAAUUCGACAACAUGGCCAGAAAGAGGAGGCGGUUGACUGACGGUACCUUUGACUAUAGGCCCUUUCGUGUGCCAAUGACAUCAUCCAAAAGGGCUAAUGCUUCCUACCUGAUGGAUUUUCCCAAAAGAAGAGAGACUCUGCGGAAGUCAGAAUAUACCCAGGAAGCAAGAAGGUUUGAGAGACACGACAAUUCCGAAGAGGUCACGCUGAAUUCUGUCAAUUAUUAUGUUCGACAGAAAAGUCAGGAGCACAUGGACUAUGGAAGCUGCUUUGGAAACAACUACACUAGUUCUUUCUAUUUUCCAAUGUUUUGAGGGUCUCUUAGGCCAGGAUACCCUUAUUCACGGUGAAAAGAUUUGCAAGAAGAAAAUGUAAAACCAAACGUAGCCAUGUAGAUAGAUAGCAGCCACAGAGCAAGAGAGCAACUCUUAGGAGCUUUGCGCAAGGUCAAAUGCAAAACCCUGUUGGUCUUGCCAAAGGAUAGAUCAAAGCGACUGCAGGUGUGUUGGCAGGCUUUGGAAACGCACAACAUCCCGAUCCUGAAGCUUAGUAAAACAAUGUGCUUACAAAACCUCUUUAUUCAAGAACAGGCAUUUCUAUAGUUCGAGGGCAACUCUAAUUGGGUGCCGGCAAAGGAGCAACUUAACAUGGAGAGGAGUUAAGAUAGCCUUCUGUGGCUCUGUAGCUGUCAUAACGUUAUCAUUUAGCAUCAUUUAUCUUCCAAGGGGAUGGCAAUGAAAGAAUAAGAGUCUUUUCGCUUGUUCUUUGAUUUGGUCAGAGCGCCAUGUUCAGCAACCAACUUUUCCUGACUUUGGUCUGUCUAAAAAUUCUUAUAGAUAAAAGAAGAGAGACGACAGCUAGAACAUAAAACGGACUUCUUCAUGACAUUAGAGGGUUUCAUGAGCACCCACCCGAAGGACAUUAAUCUUGUGAAUAUGUUCAUAGGACUCAAAGGGUUGUCCUUUUAGAAACAAAGCCUUAGAAGGAGAAUCUGAAAGGGGCUCCGAUUGCCCUGUGAGGCUGAAAUAGGUAGUGAACCAUCUGCAGAGUUGUUUUUUGGGGAGAACCCCCUGUCAUUCCAUCCUAGAAAAGCAACAGGAUUGAGGUGAUACAGCAUGGGAUUUGCAAAAGGAAAUAUCGAACCAUGCUGGGGCACCCAUAAUGGCACUCGCUUGGGAAGAGAGGGCGUGACAGUAUUCCAUUUCAGGUUAUGUAAUCUUUUCACUCAGGGUUGGGUGACAUCAGUUUGUAAAAAGCCACUGAAUAUCCCCAAACUGACUUUUAUAAAACAGUAACAAGUGCCUCAUCAAUCCUCAAUGCCAUGGAGUUAGGAAGAGUCAAGGGCAAAGCCCAUAGUUUUCUAGCUGGGGAAAAAUUGUAUGUGUGCAGGAUUUGUAAACUCUUAACAUAAGCAAUUUAUCUUUUUACCUACCGGUUUUGGACCUCUUGAAUAUGUUUUUAAAUUGAGAUAUUUUAUAGAUUCGUAGAGACUCACGUCUUAAUGCAGCGCACGUUCUGUGGAAAGCUCGGCUGAUUUCAUUCUGCCUUAUGUUGGAUUUCGGACUUCAGGGGGCAGUAGAUGGCUUUUCUCUUCCAACCAAGCGUUAGCUGACGUGGCAAUUGAUGACAUCAGUAAGAUCAGACCGCCUGCAGCAGGGAAAGGUGAUUUUAAUCCACCGAAGUAGUGGAAGGCAACAUUUUCACAUGACAUGAGUCAUUUCAAACAGUCUUGAUGGUCUGGAAAAGUACCAGCUGAUAAAGCCAAGGCAAGCGCAGAAUGACGAGGCGACCUGGUAUCUGAAGCGGCUAUAAAAUCUUCAAAUUAAUCUCAAGUAAGAGUUGUUUUGUUGAUCUCUUCUAAUCACACGGGCUAGAGGUCCGCCAGCACAGGCAAAAGUUCGGAAAUGAAUGUUACAUAGCAGAUAAAGUUUAUUAUUCACAUGAUGAUAACCAAUGACUGAUCUUUAUUCGGUUCUACUUGCAAGCCAGUGACUCUGCCAUCCAAACCAGGCUGGGCUUCUGUCAAAUCUGAAAAAAUCGCUCCUAGGAUGAGUGCCUUUUCUCCUCUGAGGACUAGUAAUGACUCUUAAUGUUCAGUGUACUGUUGUCCGGAGUAGCCUUUUAAACUACCAACAGCUUGUAUUUUUGUCAGAUAACUUUUGGUAACCAGGUAUUAUUCUCCUCCAAUGAGACCCCACCUCCUUAUUUUUUCAUGUUUUUGUGCCCUUGAAACAAAGAACGUAAUGGGUUUGUAAUGGAAAGCAGCUAUGCUUGCUUUGGGGAAAAAAAAAAAAAUCUCAAUCUCUUCUGUCACUUCAUUUUUCUUUGCAGAGAUGUUAGGCAUGAAAACGGUUUGCUGCUCAGUAACCAGACAUUAAAAAAAGAAAUUGCAGAAUACAGCAUGUAUAAUUAAAAGUUAUUUUGUAUAAUAGAACUGGUGCUAAGUCACUUCCAUAUAAUAUUUUUGUCUUGUUUGGUUUGCUAAACACCAUCCUGUGACCUAGAAGAAAGCGAAAAUACUGGUUUUAUGUUUACUUUCCGUACAACCUUGGAUGUUUAUGUCUUGUGGUAAAUGCAUUCUAGAUUUGAGUAAACCUCUUUUUUUUUUGGUGUAUGUAAGCCUUGAACGAAGAAGAGAACAACUUAUGCCGAACUUUUCGAAUAAGCGGCUUGGUAAGGGACGAGAUAGAAUGGAAGAUGCUGUAAUCCCUUUCUGAUAACAUUGUUAUUCUUCGUUGUGCUGUUAUUUAAGUGGUGCAGAAGUAUUUUCUCCCAUUGUCUUUUGAUGUCCAACUAAGUAAGGGCCUGAACUUUAAACUGUGUCUUUUUCAAUAGAUGUUUUCAUGUUUCCCCUUGUAUGUGCUGCAAUAGUGCUCUAAGAAAGCUAAAAAAAUCUGUCAAUGUGUUUUUGUUCAAUUUGCUUGAAUUUCUCAGGUAGAAAGCCAUAUCACCUGGUCAUUUUGAAAAUAAGAACCAAAUAAAUGUAUUUGUAUUUGUUGCAAGACCAUGCGAAAUGUUAACUUUUAAAUAAAUGCUGAUAAUUCCACUUUGGUGUGGGGGGGGUUUCUACCCGCAGUAUAUGCUGCUUUGCUCUAACGUUGCUGAUCCUUUUUCUCGUUUGCAUUGUUAGGGAAAUAAUACAUAUUUGAUUUUCAAAUAUAUUAAAAAUAAAAUUGUCAUAG